AUGCCCUGUCCCUGGAAGCUCGAAGUCCAGAACUCGCCACUGACUGAUGCAGGCGGCCAGCGUCACGUGCGCGCCUUCGGCCAAUCGCGUCGGAGGUGGGAGGAGCCUCGCCGAGGCCGCUCCGGGCGUCCUCCGCGCUGCCCCGGACCCGCCGCGCCGGUUGAGGGGGCGCCGGGCCUGCCCCUGGGUCGGGAGGAACGGGCGGGGGCCCGGGAGCGCCGGCCCAGGGCUUCCUCUCAGGCCUGGGGGGCCCGCCCGGCCUCCGCUGCGGCCGGCGCGUCGUGGCCAGAGACGGCCGGGUGGGGUCCCGGGUCGGACCGCCGCCCGCCGCUGCCCCGCCCCCAGGCUCCCCGGAGCGCGGGCGCAAAGCGCGCUGCUUUUGGGUGUUGGGGGGGGGGGGCGCUGAGACUUGGGCCGGGAUCAUCAGGGCGAGAUCGGUGCCUGCCGCGGGGGAGGCAGCCGUCGGGGCUGCUGCGCCAGUUUCUGGUGGACGGUGAUCGCUUUGGGAAGUUCAGGGGAAAACAGUUCCAGGGGGAGUGGUUUGUGGUCGGCCUGGCGGGCAGCACCCACAGGAAGACAGACAGUUCCUUGCUGAACCCGUUCACUGCGACGUUCGAGCAGGAUGAAAACAGCCGCCUUAAAGUGUCAUAUGCCAUGACCCGGGGCCACCGCUGUAUGACCUGGUCUUACGUGCUGAUUCCAGGGGCACAUCCUGGGAGAUUCUCCGUGGACAACACUGAGGCGCCCGGGCGAGACCCCGAGGAGAUCCAGGUGUACGACACUGACUACAGCUCAUUUGCCCUGAUGCUGUCCAGACGACAGUCGAGCAGUCAGAGCAUCGUCAGGGUCAGCCUGCUGUGCAGAAUGUGGGUGAUACAGAGCCACAUGCUGGAGAAGUUUGUCAUCCUGGUCCGAGCUCAGGGCCUCUCGGUUCACAACAUCGUCUUCCCAGACUUGACAGGUUACAGGCUCUCAGGCCGGGGCAGGAGCCUGGACCCAGCGUAGGUAGCUGCCCGCGGGCCUCAGAAGCCCUGUGGGAGCCCCGCAGCUCUGGCCCGGCUCUCCUCCGUCCUCCGUCCAUCCGUCCG
This is a messenger RNA of Hyaena hyaena (striped hyena), 1088 nucleotides long. RefSeq names its product lipocalin 12 (gene LCN12). The transcript is spliced from 7 exons. The record is from RefSeq and is a predicted model, not a curated record. NCBI's taxonomy places the organism in Eukaryota, Metazoa, Chordata, Mammalia, Carnivora, Hyaenidae. Gene Ontology annotation, molecular function: small molecule binding. Bases 1 to 1005 code for a protein of 334 amino acids.